Molecule: messenger RNA, 1104 nt
Organism: Phragmites australis (common reed)
Lineage: Eukaryota; Viridiplantae; Streptophyta; Magnoliopsida; Poales; Poaceae
Product: transcription factor UDT1-like
Exons: 4
Coding region: 218-880 (220 amino acids)
Biological process (GO): regulation of DNA-templated transcription
Cellular component (GO): nucleus
Molecular function (GO): protein dimerization activity; sequence-specific DNA binding; DNA-binding transcription factor activity
Source: RefSeq, a predicted model, not a curated record
CCGGGAACAAGGGCAGGAGCUGGACCAACGCCAUCUCAUCUCGGUUGCGUUCAAGCCCCGCCUUGGCGUUGCCUUUUCCUCGUGGGAUUCCUCAGCCUCCCCGUGCUUAUAAGCCACCGCAAGUGCCGGGCGUUGGGUGAGUGGGAGCAGCGAGCGCAGUGCAGUGCCGCACUGAACUUCCACUUCGUUUGUGGUGCGGUGCGGGGAGGCAGGCGCAAUGCCGCGCCGCCAGAGGGCGCGCAGCAACGAGGAGGUGAAGGCGGAGGACUUCGUCAAGUCGGUGCUCAACUUCAACGGCGGCGGGGGCGCGGGCGGUGGCGAGGAGGAGGAGGCCGACGGGGACGGGCAGCCGGCGACGGAGUACAAGUCCAAGAACCUGAUGGCCGAGCGGCGGAGGCGCGGCAGGCUCAACAGCAACAUCCUCGCGCUCAGGGCCGUCGUGCCAAACAUCACCAAGAUGAGCAAGGAGUGCACCCUGUCGGACGCGAUCGAUCACAUCAAGAAGCUCCAGAACCAGGUCCUUGAGCUGCAACGCCAGCUUGCCGACUCGCCCGGCGAGGCCCGGGAGAAGCAGGGCAGCGCGUCAUGUUCUGAAUCCUUCGCCGCCACUGAAAAUAUGCAGUAUCAGGGUCAGGUGGAGUUGGUUCCUCUUGGGCCACACAAGUACCACCUCAAGAUCUUCUGCAAGAAGGCCGGCGUCUUCACCAAGGUGCUGGAAGCACUAUGGAGCUACAAUGCGCAGGUCACCAGCCUGAGCACGAUAACGUUCUAUGGUUAUGCAGAGAGCGUCUUCACCAUUGAGGUGAAGGGUGAGCAGGAUGUUGUGAUGGUGGAGCUAAGGAGCCUCCUGUCCGGCAUUGUGGAGCUCCCAAGCAACUGAGAUUCUGAUAAUAAUAAGUCAUAGAGCUCAUGAGUUUCAGUGGAGAUAACUGAUUUUUUAGGAAGAACUCUAGUGGUAAAGUGUUUGUGCAGGCAUUGUAACAAGCGUACAUGUCAAACUGGUAAAACUGACGGGAGAAGACCGGAUUUUGUGUUGAACACAUAGCACAAUGAACUUGUGAGUUCCCUGAAAGAAAUGAACAUGUAAGUUGUGACUGUGAACAA